Messenger RNA from Gadus morhua (Atlantic cod), 1981 nucleotides. It is a transcript of the gene cct5, whose product is annotated as chaperonin containing TCP1, subunit 5 (epsilon). NCBI's taxonomy places the organism in Eukaryota, Metazoa, Chordata, Actinopteri, Gadiformes, Gadidae. Gene Ontology annotation, molecular function: ATP binding; ATP-dependent protein folding chaperone; ATP hydrolysis activity. The transcript is spliced from 11 exons. The record is from RefSeq and is a predicted model, not a curated record. Gene Ontology annotation, biological process: protein folding. Bases 154 to 1779 code for a protein of 541 amino acids.
UUCACUUGGUCUCGCCCUCCCCGCCCCUAGAUCCUUCCAGAAGUCGCCGGCAGACCCGUGUGACUUGCAGCCAAGCCACGCUCUACUUUUUCCUCAUAAAAAUCAUAAUCUGUACUUUCCACGACUCCAUCGGGGUCUCAGUCCUUCAGCAACAUGUCGAGUUUAGGGACUCUGGCGUUUGAUGACUAUGGAAGGCCAUUUAUCAUCAUCAAGGACCAGGACAAGAAGACACGGCUCUCGGGCCUUGACGCGUUGAAGUCUCACAUCAUGGCAGCCAAGGCUGUGGCUUCCACCCUCAAGACGUCCCUUGGCCCCAACGGCCUUGACAAGAUGAUGGUCGACCGUGAUGGAGAAGUGACGGUGACCAACGACGGCGCCACCAUUCUCGGCAUGAUGGAUGUAGACCACCAGAUUGCCAAGCUCAUGGUUGAGCUAUCCAAGUCACAGGAUGAUGAGAUUGGUGAUGGAACAACUGGAGUUGUCGUGCUGGCUGGGGCUCUCCUUGAGCAGGCUGAGCUUCUCCUGGACCGGGGGAUCCACCCCAUUCGUAUCUCCGAUGGGUACGAUCAGGCGGCAGCCAUUGCAAUUAAGCAGCUGGACAAGAUUGGCGAGACCUUCCCCUUUGAUCCCAACAACAGAGAACCACUCAUCCAGACUGCCAUGACCACUCUGGGAUCCAAAGUGAUCAAUCGGUGCCACAGACAGAUGGCUGAGAUUGCAGUGAACGCUGUCCUCACCGUGGCCAGCAUGGACAGAAAGGAUGUAGACUUUGAGCUCAUUAAGAUGGAGGGCAAAGUGGGAGGCAAACUAGAGGACACGCAGCUCAUUAAGGGAGUCAUCAUGGACAAAGAGUUCAGCCACCCGCAGAUGCCAAAGGUUCUGAAAGACACAAAAAUCGCUAUCCUCACCUGCCCGUUUGAGCCCCCAAAGCCCAAGACCAAGCAUAAGUUGGAUGUGACCUCUGUCGAGGACUACAGAGCACUUCAGAAGUACGAGAAGGAAAAGUUCUUGGAGAUGAUCAAGCAGGUGAAGGAUAAUGGGGCCACCUUGGCUAUCUGUCAGUGGGGCUUUGAUGACGAGGCGAACCAUCUGCUACUGCAGAAUGAGCUGCCUGCAGUGCGCUGGGUCGGAGGGCCUGAGAUUGAGCUCAUUGCCAUCGCCACCGGAGGGCGUAUCGUUCCACGUUUCAGCGAGCUGACACCUGAGAAGCUGGGCGCGGCCGGUGUGGUGAAGGAGAUCUGCUUCGGUACCACCAAGGACCGCAUGCUGGUCAUCGAGGAGUGCAAGAACUCCCGGGCCGUGACCAUCUUCAUUCGCGGGGGCAACAAGAUGAUCAUCGAGGAAGCCAAGCGUGCACUCCACGAUGCUCUGUGCGUCAUCCGCAACUUGGUCAGAGACAACCGCAUCGUGUAUGGAGGUGGAGCAUCUGAGAUUGCAUGUGCCCUGGCCGUCAACAAGGCUGCAGAUAAGUGUCCGUCUCUGGAGCAGUAUGCCAUGAGGGCCUUCGCCGAUGCCCUCGAGGUCAUCCCUAUGGCCCUGGCAGAGAACAGUGGAAUGAACCCCAUCCAGACCAUGACAGAGGUCCGAGCCAAGCAGGUCUCCGAGAACAAGCCCCACCUUGGCAUCGACUGCAUGCACGCUAACACCAACGACAUGAAGCAGCAACACGUGAUUGAGACACUGAUUGGCAAGAAGCAGCAGAUCUCUCUGGCCACUCAGGUGGUUAAGAUGAUCUUGAAGAUCGACGACAUCCGAAGCCCAGGCGAGGUUGAAGAAUAAAGGCCAGGCCCAGGAGUGCGAGAAGACUUGGCAGGUUUCUAGAUCCCCCACCACCACUCCCCUGUUCUAAGAUGCUCUAGAACUGUCUCUGGCACUUCCCGAGCACUAUGUUCAAACCGUACUGCGUACCGCUAUUUAUCAUUUGAUAUGAAAUACUGUUGUCGCUCUGAAGUCACCAUUAAAGUUUGUUUCCAAAAUCUUA